Messenger RNA from Pseudogymnoascus verrucosus, 2931 nucleotides. RefSeq lists its product as uncharacterized. Gene Ontology annotation, molecular function: mRNA binding. Gene Ontology annotation, biological process: protein deubiquitination; ribophagy. The record is from RefSeq and is a predicted model, not a curated record. The coding region runs from base 621 to 2207 and encodes 528 amino acids. The transcript has 3 exons. Lineage: Eukaryota; Fungi; Ascomycota; Leotiomycetes; Thelebolales; Thelebolaceae. Gene Ontology annotation, cellular component: ribonucleoprotein complex; cytosol; Ubp3-Bre5 deubiquitination complex.
ACACAGACUCUAUGACGCGCCACCAACAUAACCAUACAUUGGGUAAAACAUUAUCAGGAACCAAAAAGACUGAUUGGUAGCUAAAUGUUUCGUCUUUGACCCAUAUAUUGGAGGGACCAAUCCGAAUGGUUCUAGCUGGUUCGCCGCGGCUCGCGCUUGCCUCGUUAACAUUUCGGGCACAACCCACUAGCGCCAUUGGUGACAAUUUCCUCCACUCGAUUCCAGUCUUUUGGCCACCUCCAAUAUCAACGAUCAAAGUUUCCCCCCCCCACUACAAACGUCUCAAUCGACUUCUCUCGCGUCUUCCUUUUCCAAAAUACAUUAUCAUCUCUAAUAAAGCCUCAAAGCUACCUUGUGUCUUGUCUUUCUACACUCUCUCCUGUCGGAUUCUAGGCUUCCUGUGGUUUUCGUUUCUUCAAGCGAAACAAAGUUUGACGAAUUUUGAACGAGUCGAAAAAGAGAGCACACGACUAAACGCUCAAAUACAUAUUUUCACCCAUCUACACGGCGUAUAUAUACCUCGCGUCGCCCGAUUUACGUCCUACGACUUCUCUCGAAUUCAUACUCAGUAAUCCGUGAGGUCGACAGUCCAGUCAACCUCACCCUUUUCAGUCAACACAAUGGCCACAACCAAUGGAGUUUCGAACCAGCAGGAGCCUUACAAGAGCGCCACUGAGCAGUAUACCAACACUGCCAGUGCUGCUGAGACAGCGAGCGGAAACGCCAAUGGCAGCGCUGAGCUGUCCAAGGACGAGAUAGGAUGGUACUUCGUUGAGCAGUACUACACUACUCUCAGCAAGUCGCCAGAGAAGCUUCACCUCUUCUACGGCAAGCGCUCCCAGUUCGUCUCUGGCCUCGAGGCUGAGGUUGCCCCAGUCUCUGUCGGCCGCCCAGCCAUCCAAGAGCGUAUCAAGUCUCUUGAGUUCCAGGACUGCAAGGUCCGCGUCUCGAACGUCGACUCCCAGGGCUCUGACGAGACCAUCGUCAUCCAGGUCAUUGGCGAGACCUCCAACAAGUCUGCUGAGCUGAAGAAGUUCGUCCAGACUUUCGUCCUUGCCCAACAGCCAACCGGAUACUUCGUUCUUAACGACAUCUUCCGCUACAUCAACGAGGAGGCCGAGGAGGAGGUUGUUGAGGCUGCUGUCAGCGAGGAGGCUGCUGCCCCAGCUACUGAGGACAUCGCUGAUGUCGAGAUGCCCAAGGCCCAGGCCAGCGUCGAGGAGACCAAGUCCGAGGUUAUCGCCGAUGUUGUUGACAAGAAGCUCGACCUUGAUGCCGAGCCUGCUGUCCUCAAGGAGACCCAGACCAACGGCGCUGCCCCGGCUGCUGCUGUUGAGGCCGUCGAGGAGACCGCCGCUGCCCCAGCUGCCGUCUCUCCUGAGGUCGCCGAGAAGGAGCUUGAGGAGGAGGCUGCCAACGUUGCUGAGACCCCCAAGGACCCUGUCCCAACCCCAGCUGUCACCAAGCCUGCUGCUCCUAAGGCUGCCCCAGUCCCAGCCGCCCCAGCCAAGCCAAUGAGCUGGGCUAACCGUGCCGCGGCUGCUGCUGCCGCCGCCCGCCCCGCCGUCCCAGCUGUCCCAGCUGUCCCAGCCCCCAAGACUGCCUCUCCAGCCCCCGCCCAGCAGCGCGCACCCGCACCUGCCGCUGCUCAAGCUGCCGUUGCCGUCGCAGUCCCCGCCCAGGCCGCAGCCCCCGCCUCCCCAACCGCCAACAAGGAGAACGAGGCUCCUCAGUCUCAGGGCUGGCAGACUGCCGGCGCUGACACCAAGCGCCAGCGCCCACAGUCCAUCUCCGCCCCUCUCGAGAAGGAGGGCACGAUGGGCUACGUCCGCAACGUGACCGAGGCCGUCCAGGCCGAUGCUCUCCGUGCCGCUCUCGCCGCCCACGGUGAGCUCGUCUACUUUGACAUCAACCGCCAGAAGAACUGUGCGUUUGUUGAGUUCGCCUCCCCAGCCGGCUACCAGGCUGCAUUCGCUGCCAACCCCCACCACAUCGGCGGCGAGGCCAUCCUGGUCGAGCCCCGCCGCCCAAAGUCCUCUGCUUACGGAGGCGCCGCCUAUAACACCCGCGGAGGCAUGAACAACCGCGGCCGUGGUGGCUUUGAGCGCGGCCCAGGUGGACAGAGAGGACGUGGCAACUUCGGUGGCGCCGCACGUGGUGGUGCCCCCCGUGGACGCGGACAGAGCACCCCUACCACCACCGCUUGAGAGGCUACUAUUUAGCGUCUGACGCGCCACCUAACAUCCGACCGGCGCCCACGACGUCCCCUCUCCCCACCGUCGUCUAGGUUUUCCAAGAUCGACUUGUACUCUUAUCUCCGUAUCAUCACCGUCAGUCACCAUACCACUAGCAGAUCUCAACCGUCUCCUAUGCAUCCAUCCCUAUUCUCAAGUCUCCGCCCGGCGCAAAGCGAAAAAGUUCCAUUUUUUUACUUUAGCGAUGCAUCCACGACACACAGCAAGAAAAGGGGGCGUUUUAGAGCAUCGUUUCUGUUCCUGCUUUGGGGGAUCCUCCUGGUUUUUUGUACGCUUGUUAAGCCGGUGACGAUGGGAUUGCCUUUGGCCCCUCUCUUCGAGGGACCUUCCCAUAAUUUUAUUGUUUUCUGUUUGACAGCCGUUGCUGCAUAGCUUGCUUACCAUGGAGUUCGGCUCCCUACGAUAUCAUCGAAGGGCGACGACUCUCCUUCUCGCUCUGCUAUCUCGCAGUGACUCUUCGUUGUCUUUUCUCUCUUGGUCAUCGUGCGCGGUUGGUCGCGCGUGGUUUAAUAUGCAUAGCACGUUUUUUAUGUUUUGGGCGGGUGCGGGAAGGUUGCAUGGGUGGGGGUGUGAUGGGGUUGGUUUCUGGUUGUGUGAAUGGGACGGCUGGGGAAAAUGAAGACGCUGGUGAUGUCUUGAUGUAGUGAUGUAGGAGGGAAUGGGGUGUAGAUGGGGG